AUGUUAGGACACCGGCUCGUAGCUGGGAGCUGCUGUACAUAUUUUACAAAUUAUUAAUGAACACAAGAAGAAAAAGAUUAGAAAUCUGAAAACAAAAACAGAAAGCGCUGGAAACAUUUUGGGCAAGUUGGGCAUGUACUUCAGGGAAACAGAAGCACCUUAUGAAGUGGCCCUCUCAAUAAACCGACAGAAAGAAACCUGAAAUAUUGGAAGUUUAUUGUGUUAUCGCAUCUCUGAACAGUUAGCUGAAGGUGCAAGUGAGAAGGCUCUCUGCUGGGUUUGACUGAGAGAAUAGGGAGCGACUCUACUCUGGCAGCUAUGGCCAUGCCUGGUCUCUACAAGUGUCUCUUAUUCCAUCUGCUCAUCGCGGAGGCGCUGGGAACCCAGGGCAGGAAUCUCAGCAGCAACCCCAGGCUGAAGCUGUCGUACAAGGACCUGGUAUCUCGAGGGGCUGUCACCUACCAGCUGAACUAUUCCUGCUGUUACAACACACUGUUGCUGGAUGAGGAGCGGGGCAAAUUAUUUGUGGGAUCGAAGAAUUACCUCAUCGCUCUGAACUUAGAAAACAUCAGCAAACAUGACAAGAAGAUUUACUGGCCAGCCCCUGUGGAAUGGAGAGAAGAGUGUAACUGGGCAGGCAAGGAUUUACAUGCAGAAUGUGCCAACUUCAUUAAGGUGCUGCAUCCCUUCAACCGAACCCACCUAUAUACCUGUGGCACUGGAGCCUUCCACCCAGUCUGUGCCUAUUUGGAAGUAGGGAGCAAAUGGGACGACCACCAGUUCCGGAUUGAUUUCAACCGGAUUGAAGAUGGUAAAGGGAGAAGCCCAUAUGAUGCCAAGCAUCUAUCAACCUCCAUUCUGAUUGGUGAGGAGCUGUACUCCGGAGUGGCCACCGACUUGAUGGGCCGUGAUUUCACCAUCUUCCGGAGCCUUGGGCAUCGCCACUCCAUCAGGACGGAACAGCACGACUCACGCUGGUUAAACGAUCCCAAGUUUGUGGGCUCCUUCUGGGUCCCAGAGAGCGACAACCCGGACGAUGACAAAAUCUACUUCUUCUUCCGAGAGAUGGCCGUUGAAGGGCAGAACCUGGGCAAGUCCACCUUCUCGCGAGUGGGCCAACUGUGUCGGAAUGACCACGGAGGUUUGAGAAGCCUGGUGAACAAAUGGACCACGUUUCUGAAGGCCCGUUUGAUCUGUUCAGUCCCAGGAAGUGAAGGAAUUGAUACUCAUUUUGAUGAGAUCAGGGAUGUCUUCUUCCUCCAGACGAGAGAUCGCAGGAACCCUUUAGUCUACACGGUCUUCAGUACUUCAAGCAAUGUCUUCAAAGGCUCAGCUGUGUGUGUAUAUAGCAUGAACGAUAUCCGCAGAGCUUUCCUGGGACCCUUCGCCCAUAAAGAGGGUCCAAACUAUCAGUGGGUACCAUACCAGGGGAAAGUGCCAUACCCUCGGCCAGGAAUGUGCCCAAGCAAAACCUUUGGGGGCUUUCAAUCAACCAAAGAGUUUCCUGAUGACGUCGUGCUGUUUGCUCGCAACCAUCCCCUGAUGUACAAUCCCAUUAACCCCAUUGGCCAUCGACCAGUCCUGGUGAAAACCAAUGUUGACUACAGCUUCACUCAGAUAGUGGUGGACAGAGUGGAUGCAGGCGAUGGACGCUAUGAUGUUAUGUUUAUUGGGACAGAUAUCGGGACAGUUUUGAAAGUCAUCUCGGUGCCAAAGGAAAGUUGGCAGAACAUGGAAGAGCUUCUUCUCGAAGAGCUGCAAGUCUUCCAGGACUCUGCGCCUAUAACCAGUAUGCAACUCUCAUCAAAACGACAACAACUGUACAUUGGCUCAGACACAGCCAUCUCCCAGCUGCCUUUGCAACACUGCAGUAUCUAUGGGAAAGCAUGUGCUGAGUGCUGUCUGGCCCGAGAUCCCUACUGUGCCUGGGAUGGAAACAGCUGCACCAGGUACCUGGCGAACACCAAAAGGCGAUUUCGACGUCAAGAUGUGAGGAACGGAGACCCCCAUACGCUUUGCUCAGGAGAUCGUCACCGUCACAGGGUCACAGAGAAGAAGCUGUAUGGAGUUGAGGGCAGCAGUACAUUUCUGGAGUGCAUCCCUAAAUCCCUACAAGCUCAGGUCACCUGGACAUUCCAGAAACGCACAGGAGGUCCAAGAGAUGAGGUUCAUUUGGAUGACAACAUCAUAAAAACUGACCGUGGUUUGUUGCUGAGGAGCAUCCAGCGCAAGAAUGCGGGCUCCUUCUUUUGCCAUGCCAUGGAGCUGGACUUCACCCAGACUCUCCUGCACAUCUCGCUGGAGGUCAUCAAGCUGGAGCAGGCAGAAGUGCUCCUCCACAAAGAGCCAGUGUCGCCACCGAGCUCCUCCUCCUUCCCCAAUCAGAAGGUGUGGUACCGGGACUUCCUGCAGCUGGUCGACCACCCCAGCCUCAAGACGGUGGACGAGAUCUGCGAGCAGGUGUGGAAGCGCAGGAGCAAACAGCCCAAACACAAGCGCACGCCCAGCCGUCACCUCCAGACCAAGUGGAAGCACCUGCAGGAGGCGCGGAAAGGCCGCAACCGGCGAACGCACGAGCUGCCGCGCGCCGAGCGGGCUCCCCGCAGCGCCGUCGUGCAGUGAUUGUUGGCCAAAAGGAGAAACCCGUUGAUGGAACAAUCCUAGGAGCGAUGGAAAAGACUGAAGUGAUGUCCAGCGGGUGUGCCUAGCACCGACCUUCCCUGCACAACGUUUACAAGAGUGACCGAGUCCUCUCGCUAUUGAAACCACUAUGACACUAACAUCCAUCACUUUACAUUCUAGUGUGUUAGGAAUUACUUCUCAUAUUUAAGGCUAUGGAUAGCAGUAAUAAGUACUAGGGCUUAUCAGGAUAGCCAGCAACCCCUUAGGAUGUGGGAGCCUGGUUCUGUCCCUUUUGGGCUUCACAAUGAAUGCAUCUUGUGCCUUGGGAGAGUCUUCCUCCUCUUUCUAGUAAUUGUCAAGAACAUUGCCCAGAGAGCCUGGAGGCUGGCAUUUGUGGGGAUAAGGGCUUGCUGGCUGGCCAAGAAUUUUUAACCCUUUGAGGCUCAACCUACGCAAAUCCUACCAAUGAAGGCGACAUAGUGAACAGGAAAGUUGGCGAAACAUCCACACAAUGGAAGCCAAACACUCUUGUUUCCGUGCCCCUGGCACAUAUUAAUGUUUAUUUGGCAUUGCUGCCUCCAACGUCAGUUUGAGUUAAGCUCCAAAUGGUAGACAAGACAACCCACACAUUUGUUUAGGUUUGGAUAUGUAUGGGCUGAGAAAGGGUUAAUUGAGAAUUUGGAGAGCUCCUAAAGGAAGUGGUGCUCUGGCAAAACUUUCCCUUCUUUUUCUUUAGGUUUGACCCUAUAGUAAGGUGUUGGUGCCUAAGUGACAUGCUGCUACACUUCACGCAUCUCAUUUGUGUAAGCUUGGAUUGCAUUGUACAGUCGCAAAACUUUGCUCAGUCCUUCACUCCAUACUCUGGACAUUAGAUGCGUCUGCUCCCAAUGAAUGUACAGUGCAUUAACAGUCAAGAAAUACACGCACAAGAAAAUACUUCCUAGAAAGUGCCUUGAAAAUUACUUGGGCCUGACACUCGGAAUGAAAAAGAGAAUGAGCCUUUACACACCUGAUCCUUUGAGUUGAAACGCAACAGUGGUGACUUCAUGGAAGGAUUAGUCAAAGUCAAGAGCACUCCUGAUACCUUUCUCAUUUAAGAAUCCAAUUAUGUCUCGCCAGCGCUUAAAGAGGGGAUGGGGGUGGGGGAGGCACGGGGUGUGGGGUCUCAUCAAACAAGUAACCAGCACAGAAUACAGGGUGGAUGACACGUUUGGCGUCAGAAGCAAGGUCAAAAAUUCAACAGUUACUCAUGUACAAUCGUCCCCAUUGGUGAAUCCAAAAUUUCAGCCCAUCCAGAAAAAUAAUUGCAACCGAAACGUUGCAGACUUUCCAUUAGGAGCCAGGCAAUGACUGUCGAGAUGUAAUGAUGAGUACCGUAUUAUCUGUGAGGGACUCUUUGUAUUAUGCAUUAAGGUACUAAAUUGUCACUGUUGAAAAUUUCCAAUAAACUAUAUUGAUCACUAAAGCUUAGGUUUACGACGUGUGCACAUGACAGUUAGAUGAACAGGGGCCGAGUUAAAGUCGUGUCAGAAUGUACACAAAGGUACUGAAAAUUAACUAAAUUAAGGAAAUAUGAGGUCAGAGGCACGGCUAAAACAUGUGAUGUGAGCAGUCUGUUUCUUGAUGUCUACUUGCCGGCUCGAACUGUGGGCAGAAAGGAGUUGGACGCAAGUUGCUGAGAAUGGGGUGAGAGGUGGGAGAUGUUAAUAAGAAGCAAGAAGGAGACGUGGACUGUGAGUCAGGGCUCAGAUACGGAUGCAGCGUUUGCUGGAAUCUUUUCUGAUGAGAUGAAGGGGCACAAUUCAGUCUUGGAUUCUGAAAAAAAAAAAGCAGCCACGAAAACAUAGCUUUCAGCCAAAAUGAAACUUGGGAAUAAAGGAGUAACCAGAACUCUUAGAAAAAUAGUUAUGGUGGUUGGUAACAAGAUAUAUUGAAUAAUGAGGUUAAAAAUUAAACCGUGUUUGGUUAUUAAUCAGUUUUUAACCAAAGUCCUCUCAGCCUUUCCUUUCUGUCUAUUUAUGUCUGUCUGCCUGUGUUUGUCUCCAAUGUGACACACUCUGUCACUCUUUCUCUCUGUCAACCUAUUUCUGUUUCUGUCUCUCACUCUCAGGGAACUGGAAGAAGUGUUGGCAUUUUGAUUUCAGAAAUGAAGAGGGAAGAAGAGAGGCCAUUUUAUCCGAUAGAUUUCUUUGUGUCAAGGCAAAAUUCUGUGGAUGCUGGAAAUCUGAACCAAACACAGAGAAGGCUGGAGAAACUCAGCAGGUCUGGCAGCAUCUGCGGACAGAGAAACAGUUAACAUUUUGAGUCCAAUAUGACUACUUCAGAACACUUUUCGGAUUUCUUGUCUCCAUGUCUCUUUCUAACUCUUGUCUUUUUCUUUCUCUUUCUCUCUCUAUCUAUAUCUCUAUAUCUAUCACUCUCUCUCUCUGUCUUUCAUUACCUCUGCCUCUCCAUCUCUCUCUAUAGAUAGCUCUCUCUAUCCCUAUCUGCCUGGUUCCCUCUCUCUCUGUAUCUAUCUCUCUCUCUCUCUCUGUAUCUACCUUUCUCUAUUUAAAUUUACACCCCCCCCGCCAUUUACACACUCCCCAAACCCCCACCUCUUCGCACUCUCCAUAUAACACUUGUGCUUUCCCUCUCUCUCUCUCUCUCUCUCUCUCUCUGUGUGGCUGUGUACACUGUGUCUGGACAUUACUCCUGAGAUUUAACUUAAAGUAGAACUAGAGACAGAAUGAAACUAGUUGGAUAUAAGAUGCUGGGGUAUGGGAUUUUUUUAGAAUCUAUCUCAAUAGUUUUAUUCACCGUUAAUUAUUUUGUGAUAUGAAUUCUAUGGUUAAAUGCAAAAUGUAUUUGGUGAGAAAUUGGUUUACCCAGAACAUAGUUUACUCAAAAUUAGUGACAGGUGUUACUUCUGGUUAUAUGGUUGCCAAAUGGAAAGGAGGUGGGCAGGUAACAGAGAUUUUAAAAUGUGCUGAAGAACCAUUUCACUGCACUGUUUGUGGUGGUGUCAUGGAUGGUCUGUGGAAGAAUGAGUUUUGGAAUUGGCUGCCAAUUUGUGUUAAGUGGAAUUCCUCCACUUUUGAGGUAAUUGAUUAGACAUCACAUGAAAGCUCAACCAGGUUAUAUGUCAGUCAUGGGUCAGAAAUAACAAGACUUGAAUGUGUUGCAAUGAGGAAUAAGUUUAACAAAGCAGUUUAAAGGGUAUUUCUAGGAGCAGAUGGCAGAUUUUAUGGAGAGGAAUUGGGGACCAAGAUGGCUGCACCAUCAUUACUAGAGCAGAGGGCGUGGGGUUUGAAAAAGGUGCAGAAAUCAGAAGACGUAAGUGCACGGGAUAGAGAUAGGACACUGGAGCUGUUGGUGCAGUGAUCGUAGACUGGGGGAUUGGGAUAGAGAUCCGUAGAAGAGAUUGACGACUGGGGGGGGGGGGGUGGCGGUAGAUCAAGAGAAACUGGUGGGACACAGGUGGCACAGCUUUGAAUUGGGUGGAAUUUGUGUGGAUUGAAACCCAGGAGGCCAGUGAAGAGGAUUUAUGCUGAAGACAACCUGACUGUAGCGGAAACAUGAGAACGAGAUUUCCAUAUGAUGGAAAUGGUUGGAGAGCUGGGCACAGAGAUGAAUGAUCAUAAGACAUAGGAACAAAAGUAGGCCAUUCAGCCCAUCAAGUCUGCUCUGCCAUUCAAUGAGAUGAUGGCUGAUUUGAUCAUCCGCCAUUCCAAUUUCUUGCCUUUUCCCCAAAACUCUUAAUUUCCCGACUGAUUGAAGAUCUUUCUAUCUCAGCUGGAAUGUGACCCAGCUUCAAUAGCCAUCUGAAUUCCACAGGUUCACUACCUUUAGGGAGAAGAAAUUCCUCCUCAACUCUAUCUUAAAUGUUAUGUUGUGGAUGUGGAAAUAAUCAGACACUAUGAUGAGAACGUUGAAGCAAAGCUUAGGGUCAAAAGAAACAUUGAAGUUCAAACGAACUGACCAGUUUGAUCAAGUAUUUGGAAGCAGCUGGCUGUCACUGUUUUAGUCUAAUCCCUCAAUAUUUACUUAGGGCAUGAGUCUUGGAAAAAUAGUGAGAGUACUUGUGUUACUCACUGCAUUAUUAAAUCCUCAUUGGAAGUCGAUAAACUUUCUCUUCCAUCUACAGUUGAACCUCGAUGUUGUAGGAUAACGUUCUUGGACACUGUCACAUCUACUAUUCUUUAUUUAACCUCAAGCUUCAUCCUUGAACAAUGGUUUUAUAGUUCCUGUCUAGCUGCCUAGCUUUACUCUAUAUCUAGAGAUUGCCUCAGAGGCCAGACAAUAUUCUAAACUACUGAGCUAUCUGAUCUCCCCAAAAACAGUGUGGUAAUUGAAUAAAAACGAUGGACAGAGAGGGGAUAAAGUCUGACCCAUUGAAUUCCAAACAUCCUGAUGCAUUCUUCUUCCUGCUCCUCAUUCACGUCUGAAUCAAUUAUUGGAAUUUGGCAGGACGUGGAUUUGAGGCCACAACUGAAGCAGGCAUGACCUUAUUGAAUGAUAGUACGGACUAGCGGGCUGAAUGGCCUACUACUGCUUACAUGUGAGGAGAUGUGUGUGUAUAUAAGUGUUACGCUUCACAAUUAUCCAUCCACCAAUGGCUACAUAAUCUCCCAGAUGAGACAGAAAAAGCAGGUUCAAAAACAUUCAAGUCCAACUUUGCAUGGGGUGAAUCCGAAAAUUGACUGACUUACUCCCUGCAGGUAUCUCGAACUAGUCCCAGAUGUAAUGCAUGAUUCAUCUGACUCAGGGUUCCAUCUGCCUUCGGUGAUGCUGUGAGCUCUGCCCCAGGCAGGGACAGGUCCAACUCUCUUUUGAACAUGAGCAUUCACAGCACUAGCUGGUAACUAAUUCCAGGUGUCUACCAUCCUCUGGGAAAAGCCAGAACAUCCUGAGAUUGAAACCUUGUUCUGCCCUUGUAUUGUGCUAACCUUUGAUCCCUGGUUCUGCUCUAUCUGUUUACUUGCAAUAACCUGUCAAUAUGUGCAUUUAUUUAUUGUAUGUUCAUGUUUUUUGUUGGCCAUACGGAGGGCUCCUGUGGUGGUACCCCCGCCUCUGGGUCUGAGGGCCCAUCUUCAACCCCCAUACGCAUCCCAUGUGUCAUUACAUCUCUGAACAGAUUUACUUGCAAGUACUUACUUUGAACAUGUCAAUUGGAUUGCCCAGAACGUAGACAUCCCUGGAGUUUAGCUGACACUGGUAAAUCCAGCUCUGUAGCUCCCUGUCUGCAGACGUAAAGCCAUAAGAGGACUUCGGAAAGCAUGGACCUUCAUUUCAGUUGGGUUGGUCAAUGAUUGUUUUUGGCAAAAUACUGAAGUGUUCGCUGUCUGAGUUCCUCUCCUGAUCAAACCAUUGGAAGGAGUGUGCAGCGUGACAUUCAACCUGUUUAGUCACGUUUUGAACCCACCGUCCUUGGCUAUUAAACCCUAGAGUGGGACUCCAGCCCAGAACUGCUGGUUCUGAGGCAGAACACUUCCUGUUGCUCCAUUUUUGUGUGCCACAUUUGAACCCAUUCUGUAGCCAUUGUUUUAUUAUCACAGGGGACCAAAACUGAUAUACAUCCCGAAUGAGGUCUGUCCGCUGUCUCAUACACAUCAAAAUGCUGUGGUUUGCUCUCGACUGAAACAUCUUGAUCUUGCAGCCUCAUCCCCUGUUUGCCUUCACUAGAGUUUCACUAGUGUUACUUAUGAAACCUAACAGAAUUGUGUACUUUGCUAUCAAGAUUUUUUUUUAACAACAGCUCUUGUUGGGGCUUGUUUCAAUUGUCUAUGGACAGUAGAAUCUUGGAUGAGGGUGCAACUUUCUUCAGUUAUAUGACAUUGAUCAAAGACAAGUCCAUUCCCUCAUUCGUUCGGGUGGGAUUGUUGCUCAGUGGCUAACACUGCAGCCUCACAGCACUAGUGACCCGACUUCGAUUCCACCCUUGGGUGACUGCCUGUGUGGAGUUUGCACAUUCUCCCCGUGUCUGCGUGGGUUUCCUCUGGGUGCUCCAGUUUCCUUCCACAGUCCAAAGAUGUGCAGGCUGGGUGGAUUGGUCAUGCUAAAUUGCCUGAGGUGUCCAGGGAUAUGCAGUCUGGGUGGGUUAGCCAUGGGAAAUGCAAGGUUACAGGGAUGGGUGGGAUGGUUGGUGUGGACUCAAUGGGCCAAAUGGCCUGCUUCCACGCUGUAGGGAUUCUAUGAUUGCAUAAGAAUCAGCUUGUAGUAGUUUAACCUCACCAUAGGCCUAACUCACUCACAGAGCAUUAACUAAUAUACAAGGGUCUAAGGGUGAUAUCAUUGAAUGAUACUAAAAUGCUCACUAAUACGUUUCCAUAUUGUGCCUGAGCUCACUGUCUUAAACCAAAGAUUAUGUAAACAGUCAGGCUCUGAAAUAUAUCCCCUGGGUUCGUUGAAUGGUGGUUUAAGCAAUACAUGUGCCUUUUCAAUACUGUACAGACUGAUGUGGUUUUUAAUUAUUUUGCAUUAAUGUCUAAAGUUUCUGUUAAUAAAGGUUUAUCAUAUCA
Messenger RNA from Stegostoma tigrinum, 9122 nucleotides. It is a transcript of the gene sema3b, whose product is annotated as sema domain, immunoglobulin domain (Ig), short basic domain, secreted, (semaphorin) 3B. Gene Ontology annotation, biological process: negative regulation of axon extension involved in axon guidance; axon guidance; semaphorin-plexin signaling pathway. The record is from RefSeq and is a predicted model, not a curated record. The transcript has 20 exons. NCBI's taxonomy places the organism in Eukaryota, Metazoa, Chordata, Chondrichthyes, Orectolobiformes, Stegostomatidae. Gene Ontology annotation, molecular function: semaphorin receptor binding; chemorepellent activity. Bases 319 to 2622 code for a protein of 767 amino acids.